AUGAGGGAGAGACAGAGAGAGGGUUUAAAUUCGCCGAAUCUUCAAGCACACAAUUCAAGCAAGCUUCAAUUCGAACGACUUCUAUGGUGAUUUAUCUCCCUUUUUCUGAAAGCGGUGGGAUUUGAUCAUGGUUGAUAAUAAGUUGCAAAGAUUGGGAAGUUAGAUUGCCCUCUCCAUAUCCUGCAGUGGCGAGAGCCACACUGAACCAUUUUUUUAAUUUAUGAUUUUCAGCUACCAAAUUACUUGCAUGGGACAAGAGAGCAGUCAAAAAAAGCAAAUAUUUGAUUUUUGAAACAGUGAUUACAUGGCUACAAUGCCUUCCUCUGCUUCAAUUCUUCCAUGGAUGUGGGUCAUCGAAACCCUAGCAAGCUCCAAGAAAGUAGAUGCACCUCUUUUAAUUGAUCUGGUUAAACGGACCCCAGAAAUCUCUGAUGAUCUAGGCAAGAAUGCAAGGGAAAUGGUGUCCUUAAGAAUUAUGGAGAGUUUGUUUACUCAAGGAACAAGUAUCACUUGUGAUGCUGCUUCUGCCCCAGAUUCCAAAAUCGGGAUUGAUCCAUCAGACUGCUGUGAAGAUGUCCUUCGAAGCUUACUUCAUGAGACUUCUGCAUCAGAUCUGAAAAAGUGUGGGCCAGAGAUGUUGAAAUGGGAUGUUCAGCCUUUUCUUGCUCAUAAAAGAAGCUGUUUGCCCAAGUGUGCUUUACAACAGCUGAAGGAUGUAAUUGUUGAAGGCAACCAUCCACUUCUUGUAUCCUUGAAGAAAAGGAGUGGGUUGGAAAUUAGAAAUCAAGAUGAAAUUAGAAUUACUUUGGAGGAUGGGGAAUCCAAUGGCGUUGCACGAAGACUUGAGGGUAGCAGCACUGAUGGUCAAAAAAUUGCAGCAAAUGGGAACUUAAUGUCUUUGAGCCCUGAAAAUGGGGAUGACCUGAUCGAAGAAAAGUUGUCUAAUAGAAAUUCAUUACCUACUAAGAGGGUUAGGACUGUCUUGACUGCUGAAAAUCUGGAAGAACAAUCUGUGGACUAUGAUUUUAAUCUUCAUUCAAACUCCACCAAGAAGCUUAAGCAGGAUGCCACCUCUGCCAGAAAGGCUGUAGGUCAGAAUGCAGAUUGUCUACUUGGAACAGAACAGGUAGAAGAUUCAUCUGGUAGGAGUGUACAACCUACUGGAAGAGAAGGGUGUGACUUCUUGAAAGAACUUCAAGUGAGAGGCUUAGAAGAGAGCAUGUUUUCUGAGGAUGGUCAUGACGAGGAAUCUGCAUUGAAGAGUCCUGGGCAGAGUGGGGAUGUUGAUGAUGCUGACUUCCUGCAUAAUCAGAAGAAAAUUCCUUGCACUGGCAAUAUAUUUCCUGAAGAUAAAUCCGGAGAUAGACAGGGCCAAAAUAUGAGCAUUGAUGAAGCCCAAGAGAAUAGUGAAGGUCUUGCUGACAUGAGAGCAUCAGAUAGGUUACACCAGGAUGUAAACCAACAAAAGAUUUCUUCUGAUGGAGCCAAAGAUGAUUGUGAGCAGGGACUUCAACCAAAUGCUCCUAGCAUUGCACCCCUUAAUAAAGUUAAUGAUGACGUGAAUCAUAAUUGCGAACUAGAAAUGUCUAGCGAUAGUGAUGGGUAUCAUGAUGAUAGGAUUGAUAUUGCCACGAAGAAGAAUACUUUUUUGAGUUCUCAGUGCACACAGAGUCAAGAUUCAUUGCUAACAGGUAACUUCUCAGAGCUCAAUCUGUGUAUGAAGUGUAAUGAAGGUGAUUGUCUGUUGGCUUGUAGUUCUGAUGCUUGUCCAUUAGUGGUUCAUGAGAAGUGCUUGGGCUCUGCAGCCAGCUUCGAUGGUAGUGGAAAAUUUUAUUGCCCCUUUUGUGCAUAUUCUCGAGCAAUUUCAGGGUACCUGGAAGUCAAGAAAAAAGCUUCCUUGGCAAGAAAAGAUAUGGCAGCCUUUAUUGGCUUAGGAACUGAAAAACGACCAAAGAAGUUCUCCAAGAGAUUGCGUAGGUCAGUGCAGGAGACAAACAGCAGGAGGAAUUAUGUGAAUGAAGUUAGUAACUCUCUAGGCCAGGAAAAUAUGGAUGAUAAGCAACAGGCGAAGUCUUCAGUAUCUUGUAUUAAUGAUAAUCCACCUUGUGGAGAAAAAGAUUUAGUGGCAAUCAGUGAAACACUCGUUUCUUUGAGGAAUGGUAAACAAGUAGGGGAAAAUAUGGUCCAACAGUGCGGAUCUCCAAGAGGGCUAGAAGAACUGCAGACUGUGGUGCAACCUGUUUGUGACAGCGAAGCUGAUAAUUCAUCUCGCAGGGACACACAAAGUGAAAUGCAGCGAGGAGUUUUACAUCAACCAGUUACUGCAAAAUCUGAUCAUCCUGCAUGCCCCACAAGUUCUGAUUCUGAGGAAAAUUCGGAAGAAGAAAAUGAUAAGUCCAUUGCUUCUAAUUACUCCAUAAGAUUCCGGAAGCGAGACGUGCAGUAGUAAGUUACUUGUAUAUAAUGGUACAAAGGCUGUUUAUUUGCUGGUUGUUUUCUUUGAAUAUAAUUUUCACAUUUUUUUCUCAAAUUCUUCCCUCACUUAUGCCGUAUUUACUGGAAAAAUUUCUACAAGUACCAACUAAACACCUUUUUCUGCAGUAGUGUUCAUGGCCAUUGGGGUUUCUAUUGGUUUUUUUUUUCCUCCCACACUUCAACAUGUACACUUAUUCAGAUACAAGCAUUAGGUGUUGUGAUGGAGUUUUGGGCUUGCUAUUGACAAAGGAAUCCCUGUUUUAAUGUCCAGCACGUAUCCAGCAAUUCCUCUAUUGAGACGCAAGAAACUCCUAUGGACAAAAGUAGAGGAAGACACACUAAAGGAGGGAAUAAGGAGAUUUUCAAGUGUUCGUGAUAGAAAUAUUCCAUGGAAGAUGAUUUUGGAAUUCGGAAGUGAGGUGUUUCAGAAAGGUCGUACCACUAUAGACCUCAAAGAUAAAUGGAGAAACAUUUGCAAAGGAAGCCCAAAAUCUAAAUGAUGGUUUUAGCUACUUGGUCAGUUUGUGUAUUUAGGUAUCAAUGUUUUAUGUGCUUUUGAAGCGUUACUAAUGUGCUUGUGCUUAAGCUUCACAAACUCUUAAAUGAAAAUUGGUUGAUCAUGAAACUUCUUUUAUAGAUUUUUACCUUUCCUGCUGAUAUUAGAAGUUGGUGAUUUUGACCAAAAAGAUGCCUAAUUUUUAUGAUUUGGUUUCAUUCUUGCAUUUUUGCGCUAGUCUUCUAUUGUCUGGAGGCAUAUUUUGCUCGGUAAGUUUGCUAUAAAAUAUUCUAAUAUUGUACUGAAGCUAAUAUGACUGUGUAUUUACAUCUGUGCAGCCAAUUAUUGAAACACCUUAUAGCCCGGUGAUUGCCUACACUUUUGGUAGACUGGGAGGGGGUGUAUACUGUUCAUGCCAAGGGCAAAAUGCCACCAUCUAGGAACUACAUAUCCCGAGUAUUGUCAAACUUCUACUAGUCUGUAGAUUCAUUGUAAUUCUAAGGAUUUAUUCUCUAUGCCUGAUGGAAGAGCUGAAUUAUCGUCACAACAAACCUGUGCUUCUGGGUUUCAGUAAAAUCCUCAUAAAAAAAUAUAUCUUCCAUCAUUUUGUUUCUACAUUAGAAGGCUCCUCUGUCCAACAUUUGUUUUUGUGUUUCAUCUCUUUGAUUUUUCCUUUUAUUGAUGGAUGAAGAUGAAUACUUCUGGUUGUUCUUGGGUAACUAAUUAGGAGCCCAAUUUUGAAGCUCUUGGAGACGAGGAAGGGAAAUAAAGAUGAAGCUUCCAUGGAUUUAUUUUUUAUUCUUUCCAAUGUAAUCCAUGGAUAGCUAGGGGUCAGACAUAGUGCAAUGACAAGUGUUCAUAGGUCCAAACUAAACGUCGUGGGUUCUAAGUCCGGGAAUCAGCCUCUUUAAAAUGGGGAUAAAACUGUCUAGCACAUAUCUUUCUCAUGUUCUGUUAUAAACUAGAGUCUUGUACACUAUGUACAACUUUUUAGUGAUCCAUGGUUGAUACCGUCUUUCUCAGGUGCUCGGCGAAGUUGAUGGUUGAUACCGGUCUUUCUCAGGUUUUUGGCGAAGUUGAUGGUUGAUACUUGUCUUUCUCAGGUGUCUGGCGAAGUUGGUGGUCGGUGACGGUAUUUAUCAAGUGUUAGGAUGCUCCUGCAUGUAAACGAAAAGCUUGUGGUUGAUUCGAUGAGAGAAGCUUGAUUCUUGGGUUGCUUUGCCUUGUGAUGGCUCUUUUUGGUAAUUAUGUAUUGCAAAGACAUAUUGAUCAUUGUAUCUGUUGCAAAGCAGUGCUCUGAAGGGACUGAGUGUGUGCUUGGUACUUUGUUAAAACUAUCAAUCGGUUGAGGUAGUUCGAGUGGUAUGGCUUUAGUUGUUAAUACCUCGAGGUUCUAAGUUGUAGUUUAGCGAGUUGGGAUGAUUCUUGGUUAUCAAAAGACAUUUUUUAAGUGUUUAUAAAUUACAUUUUUGGUUGUUAUUUUUCCCUUUUUAUCCUAAGGUUGUAUUAAACACCGGAUUGGUCCUCGUAUCAUGUGGAG
Molecule: messenger RNA, 4511 nt
Organism: Ilex paraguariensis (yerba mate)
Lineage: Eukaryota; Viridiplantae; Streptophyta; Magnoliopsida; Aquifoliales; Aquifoliaceae
Source: the annotation of a GenBank genome assembly